GUGUCGACAUCAAGACAAAGUGAUAAUGGAAGAAGAAAAACACAAGAAAGAGGAAGGAAAAGAUAAGUACGAGCCACAUGAGCAUCAACCACCGUAUAUCUCGCAGAUGCAACCGGUGACGCACGAAGCUUACGGAGGUGGCCUCUACGGUAAGGACGAUGAGAAAGAAGCCACAAAUUUAGAGAAAGAGGGCAAAGAUGUAGAGAAAGAGCCUAUGCAACAUAAACCACCGGCCAGUGAGACACAGAGCGCAGAUGGUCCUGAUGAGGUAAAGUCGCUGACGCCGAAACACAAGCAACCAGCUUCUUCGGGCGAUAGAGACAUUGACAUCACUGGCCAGUCUUACAUUCAGUGAGGUAGUGCUUUCUUUUUUGGUGUUGUAAUGUCAUAUUAGUUUCUUUCAUGGUCUUUUACACAUGUCACAUGUCCAAGAAAUUAUGUUCUUACGUUUGUAUUCCAUGGUUCAAAGGCCAACGUAAAGUUUGUCGAAGCUGGUACGAAGCACAUUCUAAUU
Molecule: messenger RNA, 514 nt
Organism: Camelina sativa (false flax)
Lineage: Eukaryota; Viridiplantae; Streptophyta; Magnoliopsida; Brassicales; Brassicaceae
Source: RefSeq, a predicted model, not a curated record